AUGGCUCCGUGGAGCCGCCCGCAGCAACCAGCAGUGGCCAGCCUUGCAGCAGUGUGUUCUAGGUCAGUGGCUUCUAAGACUCCAGUUGGAUUCACUGGAGUAGGCAACAUGGGGAAUCCAAUGGCAAAAAAUCUCAUGAAACAUGGCUAUCCACUCAUUAUUUAUGAUGUGUUCCCUGAUGCAUGCAAAGAGUUUCUAGAUGCACGCGAACAGGUAGUGUCUUCCCCAGCAGAUGUAGCUGAAAAAGCUGACAGAAUUAUCACAGUGUUGCCCACCAGCAUCGAUGAGAUAGAAGCUUAUUCUGGAGCAAAUGGAAUUCUAAAGAAAGUGAAGAAAGGCUCACUGUUAAUAGAUUCCAGCACUAUUGAUCCUAUGGUUUUGAAAGAAUUGGCCAAAGAAGUUGAGGAAAUGGGAGCAGUUUUCAUGGAUGCCCCUGUUUCUGGUGGUGUGGGAGCUGCUUGGUCUGCGAACCUCACAUUUAUGGUGGGAGGAGUCGCAGAAGAAUCUGCUGCUGCUGCCCAACAGCUGCUGGGAUGCGUGGGCGGCUCCAAUGUGGCGUGCUGUGGAGCUGCUUGGAGUGGGCAGGCUGCAAAGAUCUGCAACAACUUCCUGUUAGCUAUUAGUAAGACCGGAACUGCUGAAGCUAUGAAUCUGGGAAUCAGGUUGGGGUCUGGCCCCAAACUCUUGGCUAAAAUCCUAAAUAUGAGCUCAGGACGAUGCCGGUCAAGUGUCACUUAUAAUCCUGUACCUGGGGUGAUGGAUGGAGUUCCCUCGGCUGAUAACUAUCAGGGUGGAUUUGGAACAACACUCAUGGCUAAGGAUCUGGGAUUAACACAAGACUCUGCUACCAGCACGAACAGCUCAAUCCUUCUGGGCACUCAGGCCCAUCAGAUCUACAGGAUGAUAUGUGUGAAGGGCUCCUCCAAAAAAGACUUCUCAUCCGUGUUCCAGUUUCUACGAGAGGAGGAGACAUUCUGA
Messenger RNA from Mesoplodon densirostris (Blainville's beaked whale), 978 nucleotides. Its product is annotated as 3-hydroxyisobutyrate dehydrogenase, mitochondrial-like. Gene Ontology annotation, biological process: L-valine catabolic process. Gene Ontology annotation, molecular function: NADP binding; NAD binding; 3-hydroxyisobutyrate dehydrogenase activity. Gene Ontology annotation, cellular component: mitochondrion. Bases 1 to 978 code for a protein of 325 amino acids. NCBI's taxonomy places the organism in Eukaryota, Metazoa, Chordata, Mammalia, Artiodactyla, Ziphiidae. The record is from RefSeq and is a predicted model, not a curated record. The transcript has a single exon.